Messenger RNA from Gekko japonicus, 1437 nucleotides. RefSeq names its product proteolipid protein 2 (colonic epithelium-enriched) (gene PLP2). The transcript is spliced from 5 exons. Gene Ontology annotation, cellular component: membrane. The coding region runs from base 1 to 399 and encodes 132 amino acids. The record is from RefSeq and is a predicted model, not a curated record. NCBI's taxonomy places the organism in Eukaryota, Metazoa, Chordata, Lepidosauria, Squamata, Gekkonidae.
AUGUCCCUCAUUGGCGGCCGGUGUUGUAAUGGCGCUCUGUGCAUACUCAUCCUGAUCUGCUACGGUGCCUCGGUAACCCUCGGCUACGUCUCCCUGGCCAUCUUCGAGCUGAUCUACACCGUCGUCAUAUUUAUCAUCUUUGCAUUUGAAUUUCAUCUCCAGAUCACUUUUAUCCAUUGGGGAUGGACGGAUUUCCUCAGGGCUCUCAUUGGGGCCGUGGCCUUCCUCAUCACCUCCCUUAUUGUCAUCAUAGGACACCAAGAUGGAGCCGGCGUCGCCGCAGGGGUGUUUGGGUUGCUGGCCGGAAUCGUCAUGGGCUACGACGCCUACACUAUCAUCCCGCAGCUCAGGAAGCCGCACGCAGCCGUCUCCAACCCUGACACCACAGGAGGGAUCUGAAGCCGUCCGCGCCGACGAAGCUCCACACUGGACUCUUCUCCUCUCACCUCCCGCUGCAUCUUCCUAAGGGAGACUUCCCCCACGUCUUUCAAUUCCGAGCGUCCCCGUCUCCGUCCGGAGGCCUACCGAUCCUUCAAAGGGAGAAUUUGAUCCCCCUCUUCGCCCCCCGCCCACUUUUAUACCUCCUGCCACAGUUUCUCCUUUUCCGACUCUGUCCUCACAGGGGAAAGGAAGGCACCUUACGGGAAAGAAUGGUUGCCUUCCCGUUACAGGGAACAUGGGAGGGAGGAGAGGAGGUUCAGAGAAAAAGCCCAUUCGGUUCCCAGGCAACGGACGGGCCACUUCUCCACACCGGCUGAGGUUCACAAGUCCUUUUCACGAGUGCUUGGCGGCUUCGGCCACCUUUAGAAUGCUGAGAGCCGAAGACGCUUCUGAGAUCUAAAGGAAAGAUUAUUUGGCUGCAAAUACUUUCUGUGAGGCUUAAAACAGUAGGCGGGGCUUCCUGCUUCUGGCAGAUACGGGUGGGGAAAGGGGACCCCCAGAUUCUACCCCCAGUUCUAGGAGAUGAGGCUGAUGGGUGAAGAUGACUGCUGGGUUUAGCCGCAGGCCGCUGGCUAUGAACUGCUUUCCUUUUUUGUUGUGCUUCAGUUUCCCCUAUUUAAAAUAGGGGGCAGGAGACUGGUAUAAAUAAAUCAAAUGGGGGCAGGAGACAGGUAUAAAUAAAUAUGUCUACGCUGGGUGCUUGGUUGUAUUUUAUGUCUAGCUCUGGCUCGUUCUAAAGCAGCGGUCCCCAACUUGGCGCCCGUGCGUGCCAUGGCACCUGCCGACACCUUUCCGGGUGCCCGCCAAGUGUUUUUAGAAAGUGGGCGUGGCCAGGUGGGGCUUUUGCCCACCAAGGCUUCUGAUUGACCACUGGAGAUUUGAUCAGCUGUGCAAAUUUUUACAAUAUUGCUUUGGCAAUAGCUGCCGCCACAAGCACAAGAAUCUUCACUGUGUGAAUGAAGGUAAGCUAUGGCAGCCAUUUUGUGGCUAGCUCUG